CGUGGUGGCAGUGUGGUAACGCCCUUCUUUCUGACGAUCUUUACCAUUAUUAUAUCUGCAAGAUGGCUGACUCUACAAUGAAGGUUGUUCUGGGCACUAUGGAGAUAGGGAGAGGUGCUCUGAGUGAGGACACACCAAGUUUUGAGCUGCUGGAUGCAUAUUUCACUGAGGGACAAGAACUAGACACAGCACUGAUGUACGCUGGAGGCAACUCUGAGCUCAUUAUCGGACGCUACCUCACAGCAAGAAGUUUGCAAGAAAAGGCUGUUAUUGCUACUAAGGCUAAUCCGUUUGGGUCCCACGAGAAGAACUUGGCCAGAGAGGGUGUGUUGGCUCAGGCUGCACUGAGUCUUCAGAGACUGCAGGCCUCCAGUGUGGACAUCUUCUACCUCCACGCCCCCGACCAUGACACGCCCAUAGAGGAGACGCUGGAGGCAGUGCAGCAGCUGUACACUGACGGCAAGUUCAAGGAGCUUGGACUCUCUAACUUUGCCUCGUGGGAGGUUGCCAACGUGUACCAGAUAUGCAAGAGCAGGGGAUGGGUCCUGCCCACCGUCUACCAGGGAAUGUACAACCCCAUAACAAGAAUGGUUGAGUCAGAGCUGCUUCCUUGCCUGAGGCACUUUGGAAUUCGUUUCUAUGCCUACAAUCCGCUGGCUGGAGGAAUGCUGACUGAGCGCUAUUAUCGCAGUGGGUUGGACACACCUCAGGACGGACGGUUCUGGACAGUGGGAGGAGACUGGGCAGUCAAGUACAGGGAUCGUUUCUGGCGUGAGAGUGUGUUCCGAGGUGUGGAGUGUGUGAGGGGUGCUCUGGACGAGUGUUAUGGAGUGGGUGUGGUCAGUCUCGUACGUGCUGCCUUCAGGUGGCUCAACCAUCACUCUGCCAUCAAUGCCAAGUACAAUGAUGCUAUUAUUGUUGGGGUCAGUAAGAUGGAGCACUUGAAAGCAAACAUGGCUGCUUGUCAGGAGGGACCUCUAGACGAGCGUACGUUAGCCCACCCCCUGCAACUGUGUGUGUAGUGACCUCUAGACGAGCGUGUCGUGAAGGCGUUUGAUGAAGCCUGGAAGAUGGAUGCCAUCAACUGUGCCAAGUACUAUCGAUGAUGGGCUUAUUCAACUAUUAGUGAGAUACUUGAGACUUCUUAUUUUGUGCUCUAUUUGUCCUGGAAUUUUUGAAUGUG
Messenger RNA from Halichondria panicea, 1183 nucleotides. RefSeq names its product aflatoxin B1 aldehyde reductase member 2-like. The transcript has 10 exons. Lineage: Eukaryota; Metazoa; Porifera; Demospongiae; Suberitida; Halichondriidae. The record is from RefSeq and is a predicted model, not a curated record. The coding region runs from base 63 to 1022 and encodes 319 amino acids. Gene Ontology annotation, molecular function: oxidoreductase activity.